AUGAGUCAGAAAAGUGGGAAGAGGCCCGUGGACUUAAAUGAUCCACCUCGGCGACCCCAUACCAGUAGCAAUCGGGAAUAUUCAUUUCAAUCGCGACAUGAUUCCGAACGUCACGAUGGGCGACACUCCGCCAACUCUGGCAGUCGACACCGAACAGAAAGCAGAGGAAACCGUUCGGAGCACGAUAAUACGAUUAUCCUCUACGAUCAAUUCACGGGCCUGCCAACCGUGUACCAACCCAUCGACCCGGCUCUUCAACCUCGGAACGCCCCAUUGACGAGCUUGAGGGAGGCACAUGCGCACUUAACGCUAGCUGCUCCACGACCGAGGGAAAAAGAGGAGCACCGUCGGCACCAACGGCGGGAAAAAAGAAAGACUCCGGAGCGGCAUACUAAUGUUCCUCCCCCUAUCGCCCCGCAGAUCGCAGCCGAAGGGCAGGCCGAAGACAAUUCGAAGCUCGGGAAGGCAAAGGCUUCCCCCUUCGUGGAUGCUAUUCAACAAGAGCGGCCGCCAGACAGAUUCGUCAUGCCGAAGCUGAAGCGCUAUGAGGCAAAAGAAGACGCAGUCGCGUUCGUUUGUCGCUUCAGGCAAACCAUGAGCCUCCAUAACUUUUCUGACGCUCUUAUGUGUAAAAUCUUCCCGCUCACUCUCAGUGAACCGAUCAUGUUAUGGUACAAUCAGUUGAAGCCCAAAUCCAUUUCUUGCUUUAACGAGCUAGAAUUGGAGUUUAGCAAACGCUUCGUCACCAGCAACAUUCAACCGAAGACAUUAUCGAUGCUGGUGAACAUGCGAAGAACGGCGGGAGAAACACUGCGACUCUAUACCGAGCGUUACUGGGAAGUCUAUAACCUUAUUCCCGACUGUGAUCAAGGGGUAGCAGCCGAGUCUUUCAUGAAUGGAUUGGACCCAACCUCGGCAAUGUUUCGUGACGUCUCACGAAAUCCACCUAAGACAAUGGGGGAGCUCAUGACAAUAAUCGAGAAAGAUUGCGUUCACGAAGAAGCAAUGGCCGAGCGACAUACAUCAAAGGCUGAACCUGCCAAAACGAUAGGGCCGAAGAAGCAGUGGAUCGACGUUCGGCAAAAUCCACUUCCUCCACCUCCCCCUCUUGUUGGCAAUCUCGUAAGCGUGAUACAAGGGCUAGUAUCCGAAGGAAGGGCGGCCGAACUUCGUUCAGAAAUUGACAGGGCUGUCGCCUCUACGUCAGUCUGCAACGUGGGAGCUUCGGGAAAGCGAAAAUGGGAAGAUCCGAGCUUCGGCGGUACCAUAACUUUUUCUUCCGACGACUUAAAAGGAGUGCAACUUCCACAUGCAGAUGCCCUCGUCGUCACUAUUGCCAUUGAAAAAUCAACCGUACAACGGGUAUUGAUAGAUCAGGGAAGCUCGGCCGAUGUCAUGUUUUUCUCUACUUAUCAGAGCCUCGGAUUAUCUCCCGCUCAACUUCGGACAGCGUCAGCUCCCCUUGUCAGUUUUAUGGGAGCCCCGGUUUGGCCACUCGGCCUGACUACCCUCCCUGUGCGAGCUGGAUCACGCAUCCUGGAGAUCGAAUUUGUGGUGGUCGCUUCGCCAAGUCCGUACAACGUCAUUCUUGGCCGAACCUGGCUACACGAAAUGCAAGCGGUUGCUUCAACAUAUCACCAGGUGGUCAAAUUCGUCGGAUGGAACGGACGACAGGAAAGCCUGCGAGGCGAUCAAAUCCAAUCCAAGAAAUGCUACAUCAGCACUGUAACGAACAAACAGAGCUGCAUGGAGGUACAAUGCGUGGCUGCCGCUCCUAUCCCAGUGAUUGAGGAUGUUGGUGUACUUGCCGAACAACGGUCAGCCGAGGAGCUAAUACGUUUUUCCAUUCCUGGGGAAGAAGGAAGAUAUUUUUUGAUCGGGAGUUCAUUGAGCAUGGACGAACGUGAGGAGAUGUAUCAAUUCCUGAUGAGAAACAUAGAGGUCUUUGCUUGGACACCACAAGACAUGUCGGGCGUGGACCCUUCGUUCGCCAUGCACUCAUUGAAUGUAGAUCCGAAUAGGCGACCGGUUGUGCAAAAAGUCCGACGCUCGUCGGCCGCACACACCGAAGCUGUGAUAGCAGAGGUGAAUCAACUGUUGGAAGCUGGCGUCAUUCGGGAAGUGCUAUACCCCACCUGGCUUGCCAACCCAGUGGUAGUCCCGAAGAAAAAUGGGAAACUAAGGGUCUGUGUCGAUUACACGAACCUCAAUGACGCCUGCCCCAUGGAUCGAUUUCCACUUCCUCGGAUUGAGCAGAUGGUAGACGCAACGGCAGGAUGCGAGCGCUUAAGCUUCAGGGACGCGUAUCGGGGCUACCAUCAAAUCGCUCUGGAUCCGGAAGAUCAGGAAAAAAUGGCUUUCAUCUCGCCUCGGGGAACCUUCUGCUACAAGGUUGUCCCGUUCGGCUUGAAGAAUGCAGGCGCCACUUUCCAACGCUCCAUCACGAAGAUGUUUCCUGGCAUGCUCGGCGUAAAAGUAGAAGCUUAUAUUGACGAUUUGGUUUGCAGGAGCAUGUUCGCUCGGGACCACCUUCGAGAUCUGGGAGAGGUCUUUGCUGUUCUAAAACAUAGGAAGCUACGUCUCAAUGCCGAGAAGUGUGCGUUCGGCGUUAGCUCGGGGAAAUUCCUAGGAUACAUGGUGAGUCGCCGAGGAAUUGAAGCUGAUCCUACCCAAAUUUUGGCUGUGCAGCGGCUACGAGCUCCAAGGACAAUUAAAGAGGUACAGCGGCUCACGGGGAUGGUUGCUGCCUUGAACCGUUUCAUUCGACGUUCGAGCGAUCUCUGCCGCCCGUUCUUCCGAGCAAUCACAACAAGCCGACGCAGGUUUGUAUGGAUAGAGGAAUGCGAGCAAGCUCUGCAAUCUUUAAAGCGAUACCUAUCUCACGCUCCUUUGCUCGUCAAGCCCCUGCCCGAUGAAGAUCUCUAUCUUUACCUUGCCAUUUCCGACCAUGCAACGAGCGCGGUUCUUGUUCGGAGAGAGGGGAUGGACCAUCAACCGAUCUUCUAUUCCACUGUUCUUUGGAAAACGGACACGUCGAGCCGAAUCCUGAAAUUCUCUCAAGACUUGGCCAACUUCGACAUCCAAUUCGAGCCUCGGACAGCUAUCAAAGGGCAAGUCUUGGCCGACUUCUUUGCCGAACUCACUCCCGGCUUACAAGACGAGGCCAAUGCCCUGGCAACUACUGCUGAUGAAGCUCGGAUUCAAGAAGAAGAAGUUUUGGAAGGGCCGUCCGUCUGUCAAACCGAACCACUCCGUGCUCGGUAUUCCUUCGGACGCAAAAAACCCAAACGACAAUGGAAGCUCUUCUCCGGCGACGCUUGGCGACUGACCGUCGAUGGAGCUUCUAAUGUUCAUGGAGCUGGUGCAGGCAUCGUCCUUGUCUCACCCAGCGGGACUGUUCAUGAAAGCGUGGUUUCAAUUGGGUACACGGCGACGAACAACGAGGCGGAAUAUGAAGCUCUAAUUGCAGGCCUCCAACUUGCUCUUCGGCUGGAUGCGGAUUCGGUUCAUGUCUUUUGUGACUCUCAGCUCAUUGUGGGGCAUUUAAACGACGAUUAUCAAGCCAAAGAUCAACGUAUGAAUGCUUACGUGAGCCACGUCUUAGCUUUGUUCGGAAGAUUUGGACGCGUAGAAGUGGAGUGGAUCGCUCGGGAGCAUAACGCCCAUGCUGACGCCCUUGCAGGUCUUGCUUCAGUUUACAAGACCUCGGGUAGUCGCACCAUCACCUUUGACGAGGUCCCCAAACCGAGCUUCGAAAAGCCGUCUGAACAGGUUAUGGCCAUCGCCCUCGGCCCAAGCCAGCUGGAUUCUGUGGUUGCUUACCUGAAGAAUCAAGUGCUACCGACGAACAAGCGCGAAGCGUACAAAAUCCGUUGCCGAGCCGCCAAUUUUUUCUUGGGACCGAAUGACAAUCUCUACCGACGGACUUUCACUGGCCCCGAUCUGCAUGUCGUCCACGACGACCUUGUGCCAGCCGUUUUGGAGGAACUUCAUUCGGGUAGCUGUGGGGCUCACUCAGGAGGACGGUCCCUUGCACAGCGUGCCCUGACACAAGGCUAUUGGUGGCCGAAGAUGGUCAAACAAUCCGAAGAAUACGUAAAGCUCUGUGUUCGGUGUCAAAAGCAAGCAUCUCUCAUCCACCAACCUGCAUUCCCCCUUAAAAUGAUCACCAAUUUGUUCACCAAGUGGGUAGAAGCUUCCCCCAUGAUCAAGACCACCGCCGGGGACGUGGAACGCUUUAUUUGGAAGCACAUUAUCUCCAGGUUCGGCGUACCGUACGCCAUCCUUUCUGAUAAUGGCUCCCAAUUUGUUGCCUCCGCUCUCAAAGCUUUUUAUGCGAAGCGCCACAUUACCAUCCAAAAUUCCUCGGUGGCAUAUCCUCAAGGUAAUGGACAAGCCGAAGCAUCGAACAAGACAAUCACUCGGGGGCUGAAGCGCCGUCUGGAUCGGAAGCUCGGUAAGUGGGUGGAAGAGCUUCCACACGUCUUGUGGGCCUAUCGAACAACACCUCGGCGGUCCACCGGCCGUACUCCGUUCGCUAUGGCCUACGGUAUGGAGGCUGUCCUCCCUUUAUCUACUAUGAUCCCUACAGUUCGGACGGAGAAUUUUAACCCUAUCGACAACAGUGCUCUUGUGGGUACCGAGUUAGAUUUAGCCAAAGAACUACGUGACAAUGCUAACCUUCGGCACGCCGCGUACCAGCAAGAAGUUGCAAGGGGCUACAACCGCAAUGUUCGUGCUCGACCAUUCAACGUCGGGGAUUUAGUCCUUCGGAUGGUUACCGAAGCGACAAAGUUGACCAAGCUGAAGGAUCCCUAUGAAGGCCCUUACCGAGUGGUGGAGAAGAUCGGGCACGGUGUUUAUAAGCUUGCUGAGAUGGAUGGAACGCCAAUCGCCAAUCCGUGGAAUGCUCAAAAACUGAGAAAAUUCCAUGGCUAG
Messenger RNA from Rhododendron vialii, 4938 nucleotides. RefSeq lists its product as uncharacterized. NCBI's taxonomy places the organism in Eukaryota, Viridiplantae, Streptophyta, Magnoliopsida, Ericales, Ericaceae. Bases 1 to 4938 code for a protein of 1645 amino acids. The transcript has 4 exons. Gene Ontology annotation, molecular function: RNA-DNA hybrid ribonuclease activity; nucleic acid binding. The record is from RefSeq and is a predicted model, not a curated record. Gene Ontology annotation, biological process: DNA integration.